ACACCCAUUUGAAGACAAAGUAUUGUCUUCCUUCCGUUGUCCAUUGUUUCCGAUUUUACUCGCUUUAAGAUGGCCACUGAUGAACACCUCCCAAGAGUUCUGCUUAUAAGAAAGCCGAAGGUCUUCACUCUAUUCGGAGAAGAGUCCUUCACGUCAAAGAAAUUCCAAUUUUUGAAAGCAUACGACUCAACUUUACCUCUACAUCAAUUCUUGACCACAGAUGCCGACGCAAAGUCAGUCCAGGCUAUCUUCUCUACCGCCCCUGUCACGGCUGAUAUCCUCCAGCUGCUCCCAAUGGUGCGGCUGGUUGUGGCCACAAGCGCUGGCCUCAACCAUAUCGACUUGGCGGAGUGCCGUCGGCUUGGUGUGGCUGUAGCCAAUUCUGGCACCGUUUUCUCUGAAGAUGUGGCCGAUGUGGCGGUUGGUUUGCUGAUUGAUGUUUUCAGAAAGAUGUCUGCUGCCUCUCGAUACGUCAGACAAGGGCUUUGGCUUGCCAAAGGAGAUUAUCCUCUUGGUUCAAAGUUGGGUGGCAAACGAGUUGGGAUAGUUGGGUUGGGCAGCAUUGGACAUGAAGUGGCUAAAAGGCUUGAGGCUUUUGGGUGCAGAAUUUCAUACAACUCAAGGAAGGAAAAACCAGGAGUUGAAUACUCUUUCUACUCAGAUGUGAGUGAACUUGCAGGUAACAGCGAUGCACUCAUAAUUUGUUGUGCUUUAACUCAUCAAACACAUCACAUGAUCAAUAAGCAAGUGUUGUUGGCCUUGGGGAAGAAUGGAGUGAUUAUAAAUGUGGGACGUGGAGGCAUUAUUGAUGAGAAGGAAAUGGUAGAGUGCUUGAUGAAGGGAGAGAUUGGAGGAGCUGGUUUGGAUGUGUUUGAGAAUGAGCCUCACGUUCCCAAACAACUCUUUGAAUUGGAUAAUGUUGUGCUGUCGCCACAUUGUGCUGUCGCCACACCUGAUUCCCUUAAAAAUGUGUGUGAACUUGCUGUUAAGAAUUUAGAAGCUUUCUUCUCAAAUGAACCCUUACUUUCUCCUGUCACGAAUGAUGAUUGAAUGAGUUUUCUUGGUUAGUUUCUGCCUAAACUACAAGUAUUUUCUGUCUUUGUAAUUUAUAUUUGAGUUGCAUCUGUUUGUUCUUCUAAAGAUGCUGAUUACAUUCAGAAGUUUUCAUUGAAGCAAGAAGUAGAAUAACAGUAGUUACAACAUAAUCCGAUGAAUAACAUGUUAGAGUUAAGCUCUAGAGUCAAUCAUUUUGACUGUUUAGUAUUUGUAUUGUAUACAUUUUAUCUCUCUAUCAUGGUUGUCUUUCUUUUGUA
Messenger RNA from Mangifera indica (mango), 1313 nucleotides. RefSeq names its product glyoxylate/hydroxypyruvate reductase HPR3-like. Gene Ontology annotation, cellular component: cytosol. Bases 70 to 1050 code for a protein of 326 amino acids. The record is from RefSeq and is a predicted model, not a curated record. The transcript has 2 exons. Lineage: Eukaryota; Viridiplantae; Streptophyta; Magnoliopsida; Sapindales; Anacardiaceae. Gene Ontology annotation, molecular function: NAD binding; glyoxylate reductase (NADPH) activity; hydroxypyruvate reductase [NAD(P)H] activity.